UUAUUGAUUUUUACGAUUAAAUAUUUUCAGUUUUAUCAAAAACCAUGAAUUUACAGAAAUUUUCAAUCGAUUUUCCAUCUUUAGUUUAUUUGGUGCGAAAUAAUUCGUAUCCAGUCUAUUCAGAUUCUACAACAUUUUUAUCGAGAUUAAAUUCAUAUAAUUCUUUUCCAUCCACUUCGUGUCAAAAUAAAUAUACAUUAACUGAAUCUGGUUUCAGAUAUACAGGAGUAGGAGAUAUAGUUAAAUGUUUUUUCUGUGGACUUAUUUUACAAAAAUGGACAAAUGAUGACAUACCGUGGGUUGAACAAGCAAAAUGGAAUCCUAAAUGUAUAUUAGUUUUACUAUGUAAGGGAAAUUAAUUUAUAGAAAAUGUAAAAAACGAAUAUGUAAAAGCAGGUCAUAUUUGUGAUUGUAAUCAGUCUAAAUCAUAUGACACCACUAGU
This is a messenger RNA of Myzus persicae (green peach aphid), 443 nucleotides long. Its product is annotated as death-associated inhibitor of apoptosis 1-like. The transcript has a single exon. NCBI's taxonomy places the organism in Eukaryota, Metazoa, Arthropoda, Insecta, Hemiptera, Aphididae. The record is from RefSeq and is a predicted model, not a curated record. Gene Ontology annotation, molecular function: cysteine-type endopeptidase inhibitor activity involved in apoptotic process; ubiquitin protein ligase activity. Bases 45 to 359 code for a protein of 104 amino acids. Gene Ontology annotation, cellular component: nucleus; cytoplasm. Gene Ontology annotation, biological process: positive regulation of protein ubiquitination; negative regulation of apoptotic process; regulation of cell cycle.